GGCGUGGCCGGCCGCGGGAGCGCGCGCGGCUGUGGAGGGCGCGGGAGGCCGCGGAGUCGCGAUAGCCGCCAUAUUAAGGAGCGCGGAACCGGGGACCCCGUCAGUGGCGGCCGCAGCCGGACCCAGCGGGGCUGCGGGCAGUGGAGGCGGCGCGGCACGGCGCCGGAAGAGGCGGUGCUGACGGAGCCGGCGGGUGACGGGAGCGAGCCAGCUUGACCCAUUGCAACCACCCAGAAUCAAGCUCUCCCAUUUUGGCUCUGGCCCCACGAAAAUCUAAGGCUGACUUUGGCUGGCAGAACUUGGCAGGCUGACUUGGUCAGCAGCCAUACCUGCCCUGCCUCACCUCACCAUGGACCAGGACUAUGAGCGGCGUCUCCUCCGGCAGAUCGUCAUCCAGAAUGAGAAUACGAUGCCCUGUGUCUCGGAGAUGCGGCGGACCCUGACACCUGCCAACUCCCCUGUGUCCUCCCCCAGCAAGCACGGGGACCGCUUCAUCCCCUCAAGAGCCGGUGCCAACUGGAGUGUCAAUUUCCACAGGAUCAAUGAAAAUGAGAAGUCUCCCAGCCAGAACCGGAAAGCCAAGGAUGCCACCUCAGACAAUGGCAAAGAUGGCUUGGCCUACUCGGCCCUGCUGAAGAAUGAGCUGCUAGGGGCUGGCAUCGAGAAGGUGCAGGACCCACAGACAGAGGACCGCAGGCUGCAGCCCUCCACGCCUGAGAAGAAGGGCCUCUUCACGUAUUCCCUCAGCACCAAGCGCUCAAGCCCUGAUGACGGCAAUGACGUGUCUCCCUACUCUUUGUCCCCCGUCAGCAACAAAAGUCAGAAGUUACUGCGGUCGCCCCGGAAACCCACCCGCAAAAUCUCCAAAAUCCCCUUCAAGGUUCUGGAUGCACCUGAGCUUCAGGAUGACUUCUACCUGAAUCUGGUGGAUUGGUCAUCUCUCAAUGUGCUCAGCGUGGGUCUGGGCACCUGCGUGUACCUGUGGAGUGCCUGUACCAGCCAGGUGACCCGACUCUGUGACCUUUCUGUGGAAGGGGACUCAGUGACCUCCGUGGGCUGGUCUGAGCGGGGGAACCUGGUGGCUGUUGGCACACAUAAGGGCUUCGUGCAGAUCUGGGACGCAGCUGCAGGGAAGAAGCUCUCCAUGCUGGAAGGCCACACAGCACGUGUCGGGGCACUGGCCUGGAACGCUGACCAGCUCUCGUCUGGGAGUCGGGAUCGCAUGAUCCUGCAAAGGGACAUCCGCACCCCACCCCUGCAGUCGGAACGGCGACUGCAGGGCCACCGGCAGGAGGUGUGCGGGCUCAAGUGGUCCACAGACCACCAGCUCCUCGCCUCAGGAGGAAAUGACAACAAGCUGCUGGUCUGGAACCACUCAAGCCUGAGUCCUGUGCAGCAGUACACAGAGCAUCUGGCAGCCGUGAAAGCCAUAGCCUGGUCCCCACACCAGCAUGGGCUUCUGGCAUCUGGCGGUGGCACGGCCGACCGCUGCAUCCGUUUCUGGAACACACUCACAGGGCAGCCGCUGCAGUGCAUUGACACAGGCUCCCAGGUGUGCAACCUGGCCUGGUCCAAGCAUGCCAAUGAGCUGGUGAGCACGCACGGCUAUUCACAGAACCAGAUCCUGGUCUGGAAGUACCCAUCCCUGACCCAGGUGGCCAAGUUGACUGGGCACUCCUACCGGGUUCUGUACCUGGCCAUGUCUCCGGAUGGAGAGGCCAUCGUCACUGGUGCUGGCGACGAAACCCUGAGGUUCUGGAAUGUCUUUAGCAAAACUCGUUCGACAAAGGUAAAGUGGGAAUCUGUGUCCGUUCUCAACCUCUUCACCAGAAUCCGGUAAACCAUGGGCCGAGCCAUCAGGGCAGCGGAGCACCACCUGUCAUCACAUGCAUGACCCUCCCUCCCCGCACAUGUCCCCGGAGGAAGCAGCCGGGGUGGGCGGGAAGCCGGGCCCAGAGAGACCCUGAAGAUUCUCAUUAAAGCCUGAUUGCGAA
Messenger RNA from Artibeus jamaicensis (Jamaican fruit-eating bat), 1994 nucleotides. It is a transcript of the gene FZR1, whose product is annotated as fizzy and cell division cycle 20 related 1. The coding region runs from base 350 to 1840 and encodes 496 amino acids. The record is from RefSeq and is a predicted model, not a curated record. Gene Ontology annotation, cellular component: anaphase-promoting complex. Gene Ontology annotation, molecular function: anaphase-promoting complex binding; ubiquitin ligase activator activity; protein binding. The transcript is spliced from 15 exons. Gene Ontology annotation, biological process: positive regulation of anaphase-promoting complex-dependent catabolic process; anaphase-promoting complex-dependent catabolic process; positive regulation of ubiquitin protein ligase activity. NCBI's taxonomy places the organism in Eukaryota, Metazoa, Chordata, Mammalia, Chiroptera, Phyllostomidae.